CUCUGUUUGAAGACCUUCAGUGAAGGAGAGCCCAUCAUGACACAGGGCAGGCUGUUGUUCCACUGUUGAACAGCUCAGAGAUUCCUCCUAAGAUUUUCCUGUUUCAGCAGGGAUAAUGAGUGGGUGCGAUUCUUGAGAAGAGAGACGCAGCGUGUGUGAGAUCAGAGAGGUGGCAAGAUGGAUCACCGGCUCACAGAGGAGCAGCUUAUUGAGUUUAAAGAGGCCUUCGCGCUCUUUGACACAAAUGGCGAUGGGGUUAUCACCAGCAAGGAACUGGGGACUGUCAUGCGGUCUCUUGGGCACAACCCGACAGAGGCUGAGUUGCAGACCAUGGUCAGCGAGGUGGAUGCCAACGGCACCGGCACAGUUGACUUCUCGGAAUUUCUGUCCUUGAUGGCCAAGAGAACCAGGGAUAUGGACAGCGAGGAGGAAAUCCGGGAGGCCUUCCGAGUGUUUGACAAGGAUGGGAAUGGUUACAUCAGUGCAGCAGAGCUGCGGCACGUCAUGACCAACCUCGGUGAGAAGCUCACGAAUGAAGAAGUAGACGAGAUGAUCAAGGAGGCUGACGUGGACAGAGAUGGGAGAGUUAACUACGAAGAGUUUGUUCGGACCUUCUCGCAUUUUGACACUGAUGGCGAUGGAUUUAUCACCCGCAAGGAGCUGGGGACAGCUAUGCGCUCCUUGGAGCACGUUCUGGUCCACCUCGGGGAAGUCUUCACGGAUGAGAAGUUGGAUGAGAUGAUCAAGGCAGCUGACACAGAUGGAGAUGGGAAGGUUAGCUUCCAGGAGUUUGUGAGGAUGGUGACAAAGAGAAGUGAAGACCCUGGAGGCAACCUAUGUUUCAUCAAUGUCAAGAGGAGGAAAGUGACAGACGUGUGGAGCAACCAGCUGGAUUUCUCGUCGCAUAACUUUCACCCGUUCGCCGAGCAAAAAGGCACCUUCUACAAAAGCAAAGAGAAGCAUUUUUUCUGUGUGCUGAACAGAAGCAAGGCUGUGAGUGUGAUCAGAGGAGCAGAGGAGAACAUGGCCCAUCAGCUAUCAGAAGAACAGAUUGCUGAAUUCAAGGAAGCCUUCUUGCUCUUCGACAAAGAUGGCGAUGGUGCCAUCACCACCAAAGAACUGGGCACUGUCAUGAGGUCCCUCGGGCAGAACCCAACAGAAGCUGAGCUCCGGGAGAUGAUCAGUGAGUUGGAUGCUGAUGGCAGUGGUACCGUGGACUUCCCAGAAUUCCUGACCCUGAUGGCAAGGAAAAUUAAGAACUCUGAUGGCGAGGAAGAAAUCCGGGAGGCCUUCCGAGUUUUUGACAAGGACGGCAAUGGCUAUGUUAGCGCGGCAGAGCUGCGGCACAUUAUGACCAACCUUGGUGAGAAGUUGACGGACGAAGAGGUGGAAGACAUGAUCAAGGAAGCCGACGUGGACGGAGAUGGGCAGGUGAAUUAUGAAGAAUUCCUGCGCAUCAUGUCCAGCAAGUGAAGAGUACUGCCAAGGGACCUGGUGCUGUAGUCCAUGGAACCAUCUUGAUUUGCUGCUUUUGAGGGCAUGGCUUCUUCUUUCCAAGGCAUGGGUGAGGUGGGUUGGCUUGGUAGCUCAUCAGAUAUGAUUCAACAGAUAAUCUGGCAAUGAAACUGUUCAUUAGAUGAGUGGAAGGAUUUGGACUUGGACUGUGCUGGGGACUUAGUUUUUGUCUGCAGUCCCAAGGGAGCUGCGGCAUGGCAACAGAAGCCUACUGCAGUAUGAUCGGCAGGAGCCGGGCCUCAUAGUCUCAAGGGGAACCCUUCCAGCUAGAUCUUGCUUUCUGUGUCUGUGCAGUAAUAGUAGUAAUCAUCAUAAUAAGUAAAGGCUGCAAAAUUUAGCCGGAAAGAAUUCUUGUAAUUGGAGCGGGCCGUU
Molecule: messenger RNA, 1887 nt
Organism: Hemicordylus capensis (graceful crag lizard)
Lineage: Eukaryota; Metazoa; Chordata; Lepidosauria; Squamata; Cordylidae
Gene: CALML3
Product: calmodulin like 3
Exons: 5
Coding region: 178-1473 (431 amino acids)
Molecular function (GO): calcium ion binding; enzyme regulator activity
Source: RefSeq, a predicted model, not a curated record